AUGACUAUUGAAACACCAGCACAACAACAAUUGGCACAAGAAUUGAUCAAAGAAAAACAAACCGAAGAUGUUCGAGAAUUGAUUCAAAUUUUAAAAGAAUUGACAACCAAUUUCAAUGAGAAAUCAACAAAAAUAAUAACCGAAAAUGUAUUUGUCAAGCAUUUAAAAGAUGAAAUUUCAACAUUAAAAGAGAAAUGCCACAAGAAAGAGGUCGCUGUCGAGGAAUUGAAAACUCUAAAAAUUGAAAACGAGGGAGAAAUUCGUGAAUUGAUCGAGGAAAAAUGCAAUUACGAGAAGAGAUUUUAUUUGAGUGAAGAUGAACGUAACCGAUUGAUGAGAAUGGUAAAAGAAUUUGAAAGUAAAUUAAGAGAGGUCGAGAAUAAUAAUCAUAUUCAAUAUUACAAAUAUGUGGACGAAAUAAAGAAAUUAAAAGAGUCUUUGAGAGAAUUGGAUCGAUGCAAAGACCUGGCUUCGAGACGGGCUAAUAUUUUAUUAGUGAUUAUGAUGAUUUUUAUUGUAGUGGGGGCUUAUUUUGCUAGUGACUCAUUGAAUAAAUUGAAGACCUAUCUCGAACCAUUUUCUCAAUAA
Entrophospora sp. SA101 is the source of this 588-nucleotide messenger RNA. The record is from the annotation of a GenBank genome assembly. NCBI's taxonomy places the organism in Eukaryota, Fungi, Glomeromycota, Glomeromycetes, Entrophosporales, Entrophosporaceae.